Messenger RNA from Scheffersomyces stipitis CBS 6054, 889 nucleotides. RefSeq lists its product as uncharacterized. The record is from RefSeq and is a predicted model, not a curated record. The coding region runs from base 78 to 566 and encodes 162 amino acids. The transcript has a single exon. NCBI's taxonomy places the organism in Eukaryota, Fungi, Ascomycota, Pichiomycetes, Serinales, Debaryomycetaceae.
ACAGAACUCAACUUUUUACCAUCUGGCAGUUUUUAUUUUGUUUUAUACACUAGACCAGACACCAGACAAGAGCCAUCAUGUUCCAUAAAGCUAGACCUACUUCGCGCUCGAUAGCAAACACAUUCAAGAGAUUCAACUCUUCACACCACCAUGAUACACAUUCGUCUACUCCCAAGACUUUCGAAGUCAAUGUCACCAAAGUCUUUGGUAUCGCUGCUGUGGCCGGUGCCUUCCUUGUUUACAAAAACCACGAGAAGACAGACAAACCAUUAGUUUCCACUCAAUUAUACAACCAGCAGGCUAAUGGAGAACGUGAGACUUUGAGAAACGAAAACUACUUGAAGAGAUACAAGACUUCUUUUGUCAAGGAGUUCAUCAGAGACAAGGGUGGUAUUGGCCAGAGACAAUACAGAAGAAUCGCCGAUCCACAGCCUGUGCCAACCAAUUUGAUUCCAGCACAUUCUCCAUUUCUCAACGAAUAUGGUGCUGGUAUAAAGACUGAUAAAUUGGGUCCAAGAAAAGAAAGAAUCAGAGUGUACGCUCCUAUCGACACUUCCAGCUCGUAGGUUAGUCGUAGAGCUUAAGGAUUUAUUAAUUUAGUCAAGCUUUUAGUGCUGGUGGUUGCUCUGGUCAACCAUUGCACUUAGGUCAGUCCAUCCUCAGUCCAGCCUGGGAGCUGGUUAGACAAUUUAAAGGUUCUUCCUCUACAGUAGACUAUUUUUCUACCAUCAUGUUAUGUCUACCGUUUAGUGAGAUUCUUUGUGUCUAACAUAAGAGCAGAAGACUACGUCUUCUACCCAUUUCAUUGCAUUAACCGACAACUGGAAGACGAGCAUAUUUUUCAUUUGUCUUAUACGUCAUCUUCAACUUCUUUUUGUCAACAGUAUAU